Messenger RNA from Peromyscus leucopus (white-footed mouse), 962 nucleotides. Its product is annotated as cyclic AMP-dependent transcription factor ATF-4-like. Gene Ontology annotation, cellular component: ATF4-CREB1 transcription factor complex; ATF1-ATF4 transcription factor complex; nucleus. Gene Ontology annotation, biological process: regulation of transcription by RNA polymerase II. Gene Ontology annotation, molecular function: DNA-binding transcription activator activity, RNA polymerase II-specific; RNA polymerase II transcription regulatory region sequence-specific DNA binding. The record is from RefSeq and is a predicted model, not a curated record. NCBI's taxonomy places the organism in Eukaryota, Metazoa, Chordata, Mammalia, Rodentia, Cricetidae.
AUGAGGAUCUCCGAAUGGCUGGCUGUGGAUGGGUUGGUCAGUGCCUCAGACACCGGCAAGGAGGAUGCUUUCUCCCAGAAAGAUUGGAUGUUGGAGAAAAUGGAUCUUAAAGAGUUUGACUUUGAUGCUCUGUUUCCUUUGGAUGACCUGGAAACCAGACCAGAUGAGCUUUUGGCCAUGUUGGAUGGCACAUGUGAUAUUUUUGCCCCUCUAGUCCAAGAGACUAAUAAGGAGCUCAUGACAGCGAACCCAAUUGGCCAUCUCCCAGAAAGUGUAACACAAAUCGACCAGGUUGCCCCCUUUGCAUUCUUGCCUCCUUUCCCCUGUUCCCCAGGGGUUCUGUCUUCCACUCCAGAUCAUUCCUUCAGUCUAGAGCUAGGCAGUGAAGUUGAUAUCUCUGAAGGAGAUCUGAAGCCUGACUCAGCUUCUUACAUUACUCUAAUCCCUCAGUGUGUAAAGGAUGAAGACACCCCCUCAGAUAAUGACAGUGGCAUCUGUAUGAGCCCUGAGUCCUACCUGGGUUCUCCCCAGCACAGCCCCUCCAUCUCCAGGGGAUCACCAAGCAGUCUGCCUUCUCCAGGUGUUCCCCGUGGGUCUCCUCGACCCAAACCUUAUGACCCUGGAGUUAUUUUGACAGCUAAGGUAAAAAUUGAAAAGUUGGAUAAGAAGCUGAAAAAAAUGGAGCAAAACAAGACAGCAGCCACUAGAUACCGUCAGAAGAAGCGGGCUGAUCAGGAAGCCCUCACUGUUGAGUGUAAGGAGCUAGAAAAGAAGAACGAAGCCCUGAAAGAGAAGGCAGAUUCCCUUGCCAAAGAGAUUCAGUAUCUAAAAGAUUUGAUACAAGAGGUCCGUAAGGCAAGGGGGAAGAAGAGUUCCCUAGUAGGGUAGUCGGGGGCUUUGUGCUUGUACAUAGUCUUGUGAUGAAGCUGUGUUUGCUGUAAUAAAUUAUUUUGUAGUAAAGU